AGUAAAUCCUAGCCAAAGUGAAGCGCGAGGAGAAGGCAUCCUCCGGAUUGCUUGCCAUCACACCGGGAGGAAAAUGCCUUUUCCGCCAGCUAUGAUCAGUCUAAUUCACGCCGCCAAAAAGUAUGCAAAGGGAACCACUGUUUUCGCAGGAGAGAUAUCAACUGGUUGUUAAUUAUUUUUACGCGUAAAAGUGGCCUGCUAAUCAGAAGGAACCUGCGAGGACUUGGACCAUUAGUGGACCGGUAACAGCAAUGGCAGGGAUGUACCUCUGCUACCUUGUGGCCUUGUGGACUGCAUUCAUUGGCAUUGCACAGUGCUGCCCAGAGCCAUGUGUCUGUGUGGACAAAUAUGCCCAUCAGUUUGCUGACUGCGCGUACAAGGACCUGCUGGUGGUGCCCGAGGGGCUGCCGUCCAAUGUGACCACCCUUAGCCUCUCGGCCAACAAAAUCACGUCGCUUCUGUCCAAGUCCUUCAUGGAUGUCACCCAGGUAACGUCGCUGUGGCUCGCCCACAAUGACAUUGUCACCAUCGAGAAGGGUACGCUGGCCGUGCUGGUCCAGCUGCGGAACCUGGAUCUCAGCCACAACAAGAUCAUACAUUUCCCCUGGGGCGACCUCUACAACCUCACUGCCCUGCAGCUCCUCAAAAUGAACAACAACGAAAUGGUCAAUCUUCCCAGGGACGCUUUUGCUACGCUCAAGGACCUGAGAUCGCUGCGCAUAAACAACAACAGAUUCACGUCGGUUUUGCAAGGGACUUUCGACUCUCUGAGCUCGAUGUCCCACCUCCAGAUUUAUAACAACCCCUUCACCUGCUCUUGCUCUCUCGAGUGGCUGAGGGAUUGGAUUACCAAUGCCCAGAUCUCCAUCCCGGAGCAGAAUUCCAUAGUUUGUGAAACCCCCGAGAGUCUGAAAGGCACCCAGGUUGUGAAAAUCCCCAACUUGAAAUGUGAGGCCCCCACUGUUCGCAUAACAUACCAGCCCAACAUUGAGAAUACUGAGCUUUACGAGGGCUUCAUGCUGAUCCUGCACUGUGAAACCACUGGAAACCCCAAGCCAGACAUCAAAUGGAAAAUACACGCAGGGAAUCAAGAAAUCGAGUUCAGUUUGAAGGCUAAUGAAAAUGAAAAGAAUGACUUACCCAUGGAUAAUGCUAAGCAGGGUACUAAUCGCUUCCUUGUGUAUCAAAAUGGGACAUUGAUCGUCCCCCGUAUGAGCAAAAAGGAAGGUGGUAGUUACACAUGCUUAGCUACCAAUGACCAGGGUAGUGAGGAGAGCUCAGUCAAAGUAGCAGUUGCAGGCAUGCAGAAACAUGCAGUCAAUGCAAUGCACGAUGCAGUGAUAGAAAAGAAGCAACCAUCCGAACGCAAACCUGCACCGAAGAAUUCUAAAAACAGUGUGAUUACCUGGCCUGACGACGGGAGCAAGCGCUUACCAACUGGGGCAAGCUACAUUGCUGUGGACACUGAAAAUGAAGGCCAGGUGUCCAGAGUGCCAUCUUUUACCAAUAAAUGUGGAGUCAGCGAUGGCACUCAAUACAUUUCCAACCACGCCUUCAACCAGAGCUCUGAUGAGUUCAAACAACAUACCUUCGAUUUUGGGGUCAUUGCCUUAGAAGUCUCAGAAACCGAAGCUAAAGUUCAGCUUAACCCUUUUCAAGUGUCUGUGAGAAAAGUGCCCUUGGACAUGUUGUACCUGUGCGUCAGUACUGGCAAAGGUCACUCUGUGGUGCAGUGGUCCAAGAUUGAGGAAGGUGUCAAUGCCUACCGUUUCCAGGGCUUGAAUCCUGGCACCAAUUACACCCUGUGUCUGACUUACACAGGAGAAGACUGCCAGGUCCAGGUGGUUUUCACCACUAGGAAGAAAAUUCCUUCGCUGCUCAUCAUAGUUGUGGUGAGCACGUUUUUGCUUGCCUUGGCCACUGUUCCCUUGUUAGGGGCCACCUGCUGCCACCUGCUGUACAAAUACCAAGGCAAGACGUACAAACUGAUCAUGAAGGCCCAGAACCCCGAUCAGAUGGAAAAGCACAUGUCUGCCGAUUUCGACCCCAGAGCUUCUUACGUCGAGUCGGAGAAGAACUACAACGCCAGUGAGUCGGGAGAGGGCGAGGGCGAGGCCGAGGGCGAGGAGGUGGAGGGAGAGGAAGAGGUGGAAGGCAGUAUGGUAAACGAAUCCAUCCCGGAGUCGCAGUCUAAAACGAACCAAGAGGAAUUCGAGGUGGGCUCCGAAUACAGCGACCGUUUGCCACUGGGAGCCGAGGCCGUGAAUAUCUCUGAAGAAAUCAACGGCAACUAUAAGCAGCCGGGUCGCUGACGCAUUCCUAAUAGCCGGAAUUCAUGUAAAAUUGGUACUCUAAAGUAGGUUAAAAACCAGGUAACUUCUUAAAUAAAUCAUUAUUUCACAUGAGCCCUUAAAGGCGGCGCGCCCUUUUAACAUCCAUAAAAAAACAAAUCCAGGCUGGCCGAAAGGGAAACAUGUACAUAGCAACGAAUGAGGAUAAUUCAUGAUAUCAACUCCACACACAACAUUUGGAGUCAUAAAACGUCAAUGUACUCAAACAAUAUACGGCUUAAAAUGUCAAAAUUUGGGAGCAUAACUCCUUUAGUUGAUUACGUUAUGGAAGGUGCGAUUGAGCGUUUGGGGCACCUAUAAAAGCAUAUACAAAGAAAAUGUGAAUUGGGCUAUUACACAAAUAACAGCCUACUAAUAAUUAUUGAUAUUUGUAUAUUAAAUGGGAAAUAAGACGCACUAAAACGACAGAAGCAAAGCAUCUGAACUUCUCCUUUAUGUAGGGCUUUAAGUCGCUUAAUCUCAUUGUGGUUUUCACUCGCCUCUGUUUCAGCAGGUCGCGGUGCUGGGUAGCGCCGUUUGCUGACGAGUCUGUGCUUUGUCCCGUAAUUCUGUGAGAUCUGAAGGAAAUUUCACUUUUGCUGUAGCCAGGCCUCUGGAAGUGUUGGAAGACUCCGAGUCACGUCCAAAAGACAAAAGUGUUCAUGUGCCGUGGAGCUCCGAAAACGUGUGACUUUUGACCUCUUUUAAAUAAAUGGGUGCUUAAUAUCCUCUCGCUUUUUCAAAAAAUAAUCUGUCCUCUCUUUUCAGAGAUUCGUGUCCAUGGCAUGUCACACAUGAGUAUUUCAACGUGUCUUUUUAAUAUAUAGCGUAUAGGACGUUAGCUAUUCUUAAUGUCAGUAUGUGAUGUAAGCCCGGUAAAUAAAAAAAAACUGCCUUCUCUUUUACUGAAAACAGAAGGUCAGUUUAUGUCUGUUAACGUUAUGCGUCUAAACGUUUGACGGCUUUAAGUGUUCUAUAGACAAACCGACUGCUGGUUUUAAGUGACUAAAUGUCAAACGAUGUUUUAAAAAUACACGGACUUUGAACCUCUUUUGAUAUGAUUUUAUGUACGUGAAGUUAAUAAAAACAUUGAAAAUGA
Molecule: messenger RNA, 3429 nt
Organism: Lepisosteus oculatus (spotted gar)
Lineage: Eukaryota; Metazoa; Chordata; Actinopteri; Semionotiformes; Lepisosteidae
Gene: islr2
Product: immunoglobulin superfamily containing leucine-rich repeat 2
Molecular function (GO): protein binding
Source: RefSeq, a predicted model, not a curated record